Paramecium sonneborni is the source of this 498-nucleotide messenger RNA. NCBI's taxonomy places the organism in Eukaryota, Ciliophora, Oligohymenophorea, Peniculida, Parameciidae. The record is from the annotation of a GenBank genome assembly.
AUGAAUAUUCUAUUUUAUUACCAAUGUUAGAAGAUAUUCCGAAAAGAAUUUCCUAGGAAAAUCUUGGAUAUUAUAUCUUUUGAGAUUUUAAAAAGAAAGAAGUUUAACCAAAAGUUAUCAAUGUUGAUAUGUAUUAUUAAUAGCCAUAUAAAUUAAGUUCAUUUUUAAAUUGACAGGGUUUAGCUGUUUAAAGAAUGCAAAGUAACUUAAGAUCUAGAAGUAAAAGAAAAGUAGAAUAUUAAUAUGAACUUUAUAAAACAUUUAUAAAUGAAUAAGAUGAAGAUUCUUAAGAAAAUCUAAGAAUUUUUAGCUCCAGAAGAAUAGUUAAUUCUAAUAUUAAUCUUAUUAAGCCAGGAUUAAUGCAAUCAACUCCCAAAAAUAAUAAAUUAGAACAUCCUUAUACUGAAGAAAAUGAAUCAACAAUUAAGAUCAUUUAAAUGGAAGAAGAAUUUAUUAAGAUUUUUGAAUAAUAUUCUAAAAAUUAUAAACAUUAAUUGA